This is a messenger RNA of Dipodomys spectabilis (banner-tailed kangaroo rat), 1392 nucleotides long. It is a transcript of the gene Bfsp2, whose product is annotated as beaded filament structural protein 2. NCBI's taxonomy places the organism in Eukaryota, Metazoa, Chordata, Mammalia, Rodentia, Heteromyidae. Gene Ontology annotation, cellular component: intermediate filament. Gene Ontology annotation, molecular function: structural molecule activity. Gene Ontology annotation, biological process: intermediate filament organization. The transcript has 7 exons. The coding region runs from base 1 to 1227 and encodes 408 amino acids. The record is from RefSeq and is a predicted model, not a curated record.
AUGAGCGAGAAGAGGGUGGUGGUUGAUUUGCCUCUCCAGAGACGCAGGGCCUCGUCCCUUAGGGGGACAAGGCCCCCCUCUUCUCUGGACAGCCCCCCAGCCUCCAGGACAGGCAUCAUGGGGAGCCUUGGCCGGGCCCCUGGGGUCUAUGUGGGGACCGCCCCCAGUGGGUACACAGGGGGUUUGGGGGCCCGAGUCACCCGCCGGGCUUUGGGGAUCAGCAGUGUCUUCCUGCAGGGCUUGCGGAGCUCAGGGCUGACCUCGGUAGCGGCCCCUGGCCUGGAAAGAGACCACCGUGAGGUGGAGGACUUGGGGGGCUGCCUGGUGGAUUAUAUAGCCAAAGUGCAUGCCCUGGAGCAGAUCAGCCAGGAGCUGGAGACACAGCUGCGCACGCACCUGGAGAGCAAGGCCAAGCGCUCGGGAGGCUGGGACGCCCUGCGGGCUUCGUGGAGCAGCAGCUGCCAACAGGUGGGGGAGGCUGUGUUAGAACACGCGAGGCUCAUGCUACAGCUGGAGACCAUCCAGGCGGGUGCAGAUGACUUUAAAGAAAGAUACGAAAAUGAACAGCCCUUCCGAAAGGCCGCAGAGGAGGAAAUCAGUUCUCUGUACAAAGUCAUUGAUGAAGCUCAUUCGGCAAAAACGGAUCUAGAGAGUCAGAUCGAAAGUCUGAAAGAAGAACUUGGCUUUUUGGCAAAAGGCUAUGAAGAGGACGUGAAACUGCUGUACAAACAGCUUCUGGGGUCUGAGCUGGAGCGCGUGGACGUGCCCUCGGUCACAGGUCUAGAUGGCAUCCUUGAGACCAUCAGAGUACAGUGGGAGAGAGACGCGGAAAAGAACCGGGCAGAGGCGGGCGCCCUGCUCCAAGCUAAGCAACAGGCCGAGGUGGCCCUUGCAUCCCAGACCCAGGAAGAAAAGCUGGCGGCGGCACUGAGGGUGGAUUUGCACAACGCCUCCUGCGAGGUACAGAGUCUCCAGGCAGAGACCGAGUCCCUGCGGGCGCUGAAACGAGGCCUGGAGAACAGCUUGCAUGACGCUAGGCACUGGCACGAGAUGGAGCUGCAGAACCUGGGCGCCGUGGUGGGCCGGCUGGAGGCCGAGCUCAGCGAGAUCCGCGCCGAGGCCGAGCAGCAGCUGCAGCAGCGCGCGCAUCUGCUGGCCAGCCGGGGUCAGCUGCAGAGGGACCUGGAGACCUUCCACGCCCUGCUGGACCGGGACGAGAGCAGCUAAUCGAGAAACUUCCUCUUUUCACCCAAGAAAAGGCCUCGCAACCUCUCCCCACCAGCCAGCCAGUGACGGGGCCUAAAGAGUUUUGGCCCCCACUGGAUCCCGUAGUAGAUGCGGCUGGGCCAGAGAACUGCUAGAAAUUGGAGAGGGUCUUCCGGCUUUCAUUUA